This is a messenger RNA of Eucalyptus grandis, 2282 nucleotides long. Its product is annotated as 6-phosphofructo-2-kinase/fructose-2,6-bisphosphatase. Lineage: Eukaryota; Viridiplantae; Streptophyta; Magnoliopsida; Myrtales; Myrtaceae. The record is from RefSeq and is a predicted model, not a curated record. Gene Ontology annotation, biological process: fructose 2,6-bisphosphate metabolic process; fructose metabolic process. Gene Ontology annotation, cellular component: cytosol. Gene Ontology annotation, molecular function: starch binding; 6-phosphofructo-2-kinase activity; fructose-2,6-bisphosphate 2-phosphatase activity.
UGUUCGUUCCGGGGGCUCGUUCCGCAAUGGGGACGGGGUCGUCGAGGGGCGCGGACGGCGGGUCGCACGGGGGCGAGGAGCGGGAGGACCAGCAGCUCUACGUCUCGCUCAAGAUGGAGAGGUACAAGCUCAAGGGCGAGCUCAUCCCCCACGUCUACGGCUCCGUCCCUCUCGUCGGCUCCUGGGAUUCUUCCAAAGCCCUGAAGAUGGAGCGUGAAUCGACUUCAACUUGGGAGCUGAGUUUCGUGGUUCCUCCCAAUCACGAGACCCUGGAUUUCAAGUUCCUUUUGAAGCCAAAAUACAGCAGUGCGCCUGUUAUAGUUGAAGAAGGUCCAAACCGGCUCCUCACCGGGGGUCAUUUACAAGGGGACACGAGGCUCGCGAUUUUCAGGCUUAGUGCUGAUGAGGUUCUUGAAUACCCUGUUUUCAUUAAAGCCGAUCGGGUAUCUCCAUUUGACCUUGCUGCCAGUUGGAGAGCCUAUCAGGAGAAUCUCCAGCCUUCAACUGUUCGUGGGAUCCCGGAUGUUAGUAUUAACUCAGUGCCUGAGAUGGGUAUCGAGAAUGGAUCUGCAGUUAGUUUGGAGCUUGAUCUUGAACAUUAUGUUAUCCCAGCUCCAUCAACUUCCACACACUCUGGUUUGGUUUAUGCUGCCAACAUGACAGAAACUCCAAGAUCUCUAACCCGUUCUGGUGUUUUUUCUAAUUCUGAUGGUUCAGUCAAUCCUUCACAUUCCAUCAAGGAUAGUGGUGUUUCUGUUGAUCGGCCUGCACCUAUAAAGGAGAUGGAGAUAGUUGUCCCAGAUCCAGCUAAGGUGUAUUCUGGUUCUGGCAUGGUUGAAUCAAAGUCCGGAACUUUUUCUCCUUUCCAAAAGCAGGAUAGUCAUCGGGGACUCUUUGUAGAUCGAGGAGUUGGAUCUCCCAGAUUAGUCAAAUCAGCAAGUUCAUCUACCUUCAGUUUUGAUCUUAAAUUGAAUCCAGAGACCAAGAAUCCAAUGCCGGCGGCUGCUGGAGCUGUGGCUGCUGCAGCCGUAGCUGAUCAGAUGCUUGGGCCAAAGGAAGAUAGACAUUUAGCAAUUGUCCUGGUUGGCUUGCCUGCUCGAGGUAAGACUUUUACUGCAGCAAAACUUACUCGAUAUCUUCGUUGGUUGGGCCAUGAUACCAAGCACUUCAAUGUUGGAAAGUAUCGGCGCCUCAAGCAUGGAGUUAAUCAAUCUGCAGAUUUCUUUCGAGGUGACAAUGAAGAAGGUGUAGAGGCACGCAAUGAGGUGGCAGCCUUGGCAAUGGAAGAUAUGAUAUCAUGGAUGCAGGAAGGAGGUCAGGUAGGGAUAUUUGAUGCAACAAACAGUACCAGGAGAAGGAGAAAUUUGCUGAUGAAAAUGGCUGAAGGCAACUGCAAGAUUAUUUUUCUGGAAACAAUAUGCAAUGACCAGAGCAUUAUUGAACGGAAUAUACGUCUUAAAAUUCAACAGAGUCCUGACUAUUCUGAAGAACCAGAUUAUGAAACCGGAUUACGUGACUUCAAAAAUCGAUUAGCCAAUUAUGAAAAAGUUUAUGAACCAGUGGAGGAGGGAUCUUAUAUCAAGAUGAUUGACAUGGUUGGUGGACAUGGUGGAAUAAUACAAGUGAACAAUAUCAGUGGCUAUCUGCCUGGACGGAUUGUUUUCUUCUUGGUCAAUACACAUCUCACGCCCCGCCCUAUCCUACUAACCAGGCAUGGGGAGAGUUUGGAUAAUGUGAGAGGCAGAAUAGGUGGUGAUACUGUCAUAAGUGACGCUGGGGAACUCUAUGCAAAGAAACUUGCUAACUUCGUCGAGAAGCGACUGAAGUCUGAAAGAGCAGCUUCUAUAUGGACAAGCACUUUGCAGAGAACUAUCCUGACUGCUAGUCCAAUUGUUGGGUUCCCCAAGAUACAGUGGCGUGCGCUAGACGAAAUAAAUGCUGGAGUAUGUGAUGGGAUGACAUAUGAAGACAUAAAGAAAAAUAUGCCUGAGGAAUAUGAGGCACGUAAGAAAGACAAGCUGAGAUAUAGAUAUCCCCGCGGAGAAUCUUAUCUGGAUGUCAUACAAAGGCUAGAACCGGUGAUCAUUGAGCUUGAAAGACAGAGAGGACCCGUUGUAGUCAUCUCUCAUCAGGCUGUGUUGAGGGCAUUAUAUGCUUAUUUUGCUGACAGGCCUCUGCAAGAAAUCCCACAUAUUGAGGUGCCGCUCCACACAAUUAUAGAGAUACAAAUGGGAGUCUCUGGGGUCCAGGAGAAGAGAUACAAGCUGAUGGACUAGUUAGGU